AUGCUUUUACAAACAACGAGCACCUUGAAAAUCGGAGGAACAAUGCUAAUUCUAAAACGUGAACUAAACACUAAUGCGAUAUUACCCAAGACUCACUUUUUGUGCGAAAAACCGUGGAACAAUGCAGAAGCCCGUUGGGCGGCACGGCCAUGUGCAGAAACACACAUCAGUGGACGCAUCGCGAAGCAAAGACGGCUGCAAACGAACCGUCGGUACGAACAGCACCAUCGACCUGCUAAGACUACCGCACUCUGUUAAUUUAAAUAUGUUAUACAAAAACAAGAACAGCAGAAAAUAUGUUUUGGAUCAGGAUGUGCUCGUGACACUUCAAAAAAGAAUAUGAGCCCAUUUAUGAGACAUUAUACAUUAGAAGAUCAUCCAAAUGUAGCACCUAAUUCGUACGAUGUUUUGAAAUCAUUUAAAUCAAUUAUAACUAAGCCCUGUUCCUAUAGCAUCAGUAAAAAAGGUUACAGUGGCGUUGCUAGAUUUGCUAUAAAAAAGGAACUCAGAGAUCAUUACCCAUCACCGUUAGAUUACAAUACUUUCACGUUUCCUAAGAUAACACACAAAUCAAAGUAUCCAUUUGAUUCGAACAGUAAAAGACAGACGUUUAUUAGCAAUACAAUUCCAGGUCCAGGAAUGUAUGUUAGUAUUAAAAGAAAGGAACCCAUAUUAGAACAUAGUUUUGGUGGUAGAGUGAAAAUGAAACUUGGAGUGAAUCUUAAAUGUUGUAGUCGAAACACAGAUAUUUGCAAGAUAUGUGGGAAGAAACCAAUUGGCGAUUAUUGGCAAUUACAAAAUGAAAUAUCUUUAUGUAGAUCGUGCAUGAAUAAAAAAUAUGAGAAGGAAACAAGAUUCAAUCGAAGAAAAUUAGAAAAAUUCCAGAAAAUACGGGACUGUUCAAUCAUGCAUCAACAUGACACUACAACUGCAAAAAUAUGGUUGAUGCAUCCUAAAGGAGCUAUACAAUGGAUACGAAAGGAAGCUUAUCUUUCUACUUACUUCAAUGAAUAA
This is a messenger RNA of Heterotrigona itama, 1014 nucleotides long. The record is from the annotation of a GenBank genome assembly. NCBI's taxonomy places the organism in Eukaryota, Metazoa, Arthropoda, Insecta, Hymenoptera, Apidae.